UCCAUCCUAAGGCUGCCAGAAACAGAGCUGGGAGAGUGCCCCUUGGGAGGCUGUAGCAUCUCAUACCUAAAACAAUUAAUCACCGGGAAACUGCAAGAAUCUGUUCCUGACCCAGAGCUCAUUGACCUGAUCUACUGUGGCCGUAAGCUCCGAGACGACCAAACACUGGAAUUCUAUGGCAUCCAGUCCGGCUCCACAGUCCAUGUCCUUCGAAAGUCCUGGCCUGAACCAGAACAGAAACCAGAACCAGUAGAUAAAGUUGCUGCUGUCCGAGAGUUUCGUGUUCUACACACUGCUUUGCAUAGCAGCCCAGUCUUCAGAGAUUCGGUCUUCAAGAUGCUGGGGAAUAAAGAAUCCUUGGAUCAGAUAGUAGUUGCUACACCGGGCCUUAGCAAUGACCCAAUUGCUUUGGGAGUCUUGCAGGAUAAGGACCUCUUCUCUGUCUUUGCUGAUCCGACCAUGUUGGACACGUUAAUCCCAACCCAUCCUGCUUUGGUGAAUGCCAUUGUCCUAGUUCUCCACUCUGUGGCUGGUAGCACACCCUUGCCCACUGGAGAGACCUCCUCACGUAGCAUGCCUUCUAGCUCCUACCGGGACAUGCCAGGUGGUUUCCUGUUUGAAGGUCUUUCUGAUGAUGAAGAUGAUUUCCAUCAGAGUACAAGGACUACCCCAUCCAGCAGUACCUCUGGGUCCCGCCCAGCAUCCCUUGGCUAUACGGGAGCAGCGGGGCCACGCCCCAUCACACAGAGUGAAUUGGCGACAGCCCUGGCCCUUGCCAGCACCCCCGAAAGUAGCUCCCACACUCCAACCCCUGGGACGCAGGGACAUUCUUCAGGCACGUCUCCAAUGUCCUCCAGUGUCCAGUCAGGAACGCCCAUCACCAAUGACCUCUUCAGCCAGGCUUUACAGCAUGCCCUUCAGGCAUCUGGGCAGCCAAAUCUACAGAGCCAGUGGCAGCCCCAGCUGCAGCAGCUACGAGACAUG
Molecule: messenger RNA, 984 nt
Organism: Sceloporus undulatus (fence lizard)
Lineage: Eukaryota; Metazoa; Chordata; Lepidosauria; Squamata; Phrynosomatidae
Product: ubiquitin-like protein 7
Exons: 1
Biological process (GO): ubiquitin-dependent protein catabolic process
Cellular component (GO): cytosol
Molecular function (GO): polyubiquitin modification-dependent protein binding
Source: RefSeq, a predicted model, not a curated record